ACCACCACCCCCAUGACCCUGAAUGGAACAAGCAGUAGAAAAUGGAUGGAUAGAACUAAUGUGGUCAUGUUUAAUUGGAGCACAAUGUGUCUUUAAAUACUUUAUCUACGAUUGUUUGUGCUAAGCCACCUGGCAACACUCGGGGGGCGGAGCCAAUGCGUUACACUUGGCAAACACAAACAGUGAGCGCCUUCUUUGCCAAGUUCCUUUCCAACAUGUCGGCUUUGCGUACCCCGGCGAACUUUUGACGAGUUCUCGCACGGUUGUAUUAAAUUAAGCCUCUCUCCGUCAUUCUGUCCUGCUUUGAAGGUUCCAUGGCGCCGCGGAGGUUAGCUGCCGGGUAACUGACCGCCUUUCUUCCCCGGGAAAGACGACUUCCGGCAGUCAAAAAAGUCACCGCCUUUCUUCCCCGACAAAGACGACUUCCGGCAGUCAAAAACCGCCUUUCUUCCCAGAGAAAGACGACUUCCGGCAGUCAAAAAGUGACCGCCUUUCUUCCCCGACAAAGACGACAUCUGGCAGUCAAAAAGUGACUGCCUUUCUUCGCCGAGAAAGACGACUUCCGGCAGUCAAACAGUGACGCAUUUCUUCGCCGAGAAAGACGACUUCCGGCAGUCAAAAAGUGACCGCCUUUCUUCCCCAACAAAGACGACUUCCGGCAGUCAAAAAGUGACCGCCUUUCUUCCCCAACAAAGACGACAUCUGGCAGUCAAAAAGUGACCGCCUUUCUUCGCCGAGAAAGACGACUUCCGGCAGUCAAAAAGUGACCGCCUUUCUUCCCCAACAAAGACGACAUCUGGCAGUCAAAAAGUGACCGCCUUUCUUCGCCGAGAAAGACGACUUCCGGCAGUCAAACAGUGACGCAUUUCUUCGCCGAGAAAGACGACUUCCGGCAGUCAAAAAGUGACCGCCUUUCUUCGCCGAGAAAGACGACUUCCGGCAGUCAUACAGUGACGCCUUUCUUCACCGAGAAAGACGACUUCCGGCAGUCAAAAAGAUGGAGGCGCGCAAUUUGGACCUAAGUUUCAGUCUCCUCGCACAAAACAGUUCCGUGUUGUCGGACUGCGAGCCGGAGCUCCAGGAGCUCAUGCGGCAGAUCGACAUCAUGAUCUCGCACCAGAAGAGCGAGUGGGAGGCGCGGAUGGAGGACCUGCGGCUGCAGCUGCACAGUGGCCGGGAGGAGGUGGCUGCGUCCCGGGUGCUCCUGCAGCGCAAGGACCUGGAGAUCAACGUGCUGCGCAAGCAACUGGAAGACGCUCCGAAUGGCCGACAGGCGUUGGCGACCAAGUACGAGAAGCAGCUACAAAGUGUCAGCGAGGAGUGCGACAGGUUGAAGAGCAGCUACCACAAGCUGCAGCGCAGACAUUACAAGAAGUUUGGCGGGGAGGAGUCCAACCAGGCGGAGGUGCGGCUGCUGAAGGAGAAGCUGGAGGAGUACAGUGGCAGCUGUGUGAAGUGGGAGCAGCAGCGUGUUGACUUCCACAAGCAGCUGGCCCUCCUGGAGGUCCAGAAGGAGGGUCUGACGGAGCAGCUCACUCAGCUCAAAGCCGAGGCGGCAUCGCAGGCGUCCCUGGAGAAAAGCUACCUGUCCUCGCUGAAGCACCUGGAGGAGGAGAACCAGCAGCUCAGAUGCCAGCUCGCCGAGACGCGCCGCCAACUCCAGCUCGCCGAGGGCGGGGCCGCCCACGCCGGCCAAUCGCGGCCGGCUCAGGAAAGAUGCGACGCCCACAACGAGGCGGCGACUUCCUACGAGGGCGAGAUCCGGAGGCUGUUCACGGAGCUGAAGACUUCGGAACGCUCACGGAGCCGCCGUUGUUCCGGCCCGGAUGGCGACCGGAGGAUGGGCGGGGGGAACGCGGCGGCGAGCCCCGCCGAGCACGCUCCCGAGGGGCGGAGCUCCAGCUCGGAGGACGCGCUGAGCUCCAGAGAGGGAUCGACGCCCUCCCCGAUGGAGCCUCUGCCGGCAUUCUCCGCAGACGACAUGGUGUGCCACUUCCUGGAGCAGGAGAGCGCUCUGUCCAAGGAGCUGAUGCUCACGCUGGACUCUCACAUCCUCAAAAUGACGGAGAACCACGCCAGGACCGUCAUGGCGGCGUCUGCUCCCGGUCCAUCAUGAAGGUGACCCCUUUCCCUAUUUAGACACUCUCCAUCGCAUUUGAAAGGUGUGGACAUUUUGCGGUAGUCACGGGAACUUGGCACGGCGCUAGUCCUGUUUGGAGGAAGCACGACUUUGACUAGUUUAUUGAGAUGAUUGGCGCAAACGUAUAAGCCCCUCCCCCUUUUUCCCGUGGCAGGUGAGCUGGAUUAGUCAACAUCUCUGGAAAAAGUCAAAAGUAUAUUCGAGCCGUUCCUCAUUUUGCCAUGCUAUAACCACAAAGGUGGAUAUAUUUUAUUGACCUACACAAAUGUGACGUGUGAGGAAUAGGCUUUUACAUUUUUUUAUUUUAGAAAUAAAAACUAAAGAAAAAAAAACCCCAAAAAACUGGUGUAUUUAAUCACGUUCAGAUACAAUGAGCCCAUGCUCGUGUCUGCAGUGAUCACUUUGGAAAACGUUUUAACAUUUGAUGUUUGACAGACUGUGAUGCAAUUUAUUCUCUGCUAUAUUAGUAGUG
This is a messenger RNA of Nerophis ophidion (straightnose pipefish), 2612 nucleotides long. RefSeq names its product centrosomal protein 63 (gene cep63). The record is from RefSeq and is a predicted model, not a curated record. NCBI's taxonomy places the organism in Eukaryota, Metazoa, Chordata, Actinopteri, Syngnathiformes, Syngnathidae. The coding region runs from base 998 to 2116 and encodes 372 amino acids. The transcript has 7 exons. Gene Ontology annotation, biological process: centriole replication; de novo centriole assembly involved in multi-ciliated epithelial cell differentiation. Gene Ontology annotation, cellular component: centriole.